Mya arenaria is the source of this 3776-nucleotide messenger RNA. Its product is annotated as isocitrate dehydrogenase [NAD] subunit alpha, mitochondrial-like. The coding region runs from base 55 to 1152 and encodes 365 amino acids. NCBI's taxonomy places the organism in Eukaryota, Metazoa, Mollusca, Bivalvia, Myida, Myidae. The transcript is spliced from 11 exons. The record is from RefSeq and is a predicted model, not a curated record. Gene Ontology annotation, molecular function: isocitrate dehydrogenase (NAD+) activity; magnesium ion binding; NAD binding. Gene Ontology annotation, cellular component: mitochondrion. Gene Ontology annotation, biological process: tricarboxylic acid cycle; isocitrate metabolic process.
AAAUAAGUUUGCGAACAGCACAACUGAAAGAAAAAACACACCGUGUAGGACAAGAUGGCGUCCAAUGUCAAGCGUCUGCUAUUGCAAGUUAUUCAAAGACCUGGUUCCAUUGUCAUCCCAGGAAGACACUAUAGCUCUAAUGGGAGGCAGCUGGUCACCAUGAUUCCGGGAGACGGCAUCGGCCCAGAGAUAUCGGCGGCUGUACAGAAGAUUUUUGCUGCCUCCGGGGCUCCUAUAGACUGGGAGGAGGUUGAUGUGACGCCCGUGAAGGGAGCUGACGGAAACUUCCACCUCCCACAGAAGGUGUUUGACUCCAUGGCCGUCACCAAGGUCGGCCUCAAAGGGCCCCUGGCCACACCCGUUGGCAAGGGUCACAGGUCAUUGAACCUUGCUCUCAGGAAAGCUUUUAGCCUGUAUGCCAAUGUGCGUCCUUGCAAGUCAAUCGAGGGUUUCAAGACUCCAUAUGAUGAUGUAGACCUGGUCACCAUUCGGGAAAACACAGAGGGGGAAUACAGUGGUAUAGAACACACAAUUGUUGAUGGUGUGGUACAGAGCAUCAAGCUCAUCACGGAAGAUGCGUCGAUGCGGGUGGCAGAGUACGCCUUCAAGUAUGCCCGGGACAAUAACCGCUCGACCGUCACUGCCGUCCACAAGGCUAACAUCAUGAGGAUGUCUGACGGCUUGUUUUUGAAGUGCUGUCGGCAUGUUGCUGAGAAGAACAAGGACAUUAAAUUCAAGGAGAUGUAUCUGGAUACAGUGUGCUUGAACAUGGUACAGGAUCCGACGCAGUUUGAUGUUUUGGUGAUGCCAAACCUGUAUGGAGAUAUUCUGAGUGACCUGUGUGCAGGUCUGAUAGGUGGUCUUGGAGUCACCCCUAGUGGCAAUAUUGGACAGGAUGGUGCCAUCUUUGAAUCCGUACAUGGUACAGCCCCGGAUAUUGCUGGGAAGGAUUUAGCCAACCCGACAGCCCUGUUGUUGAGUGCUGUCAUGAUGCUGCGCUACAUGAGCUUGGGCGACUUUGCCCGCCGUAUUGAGAGCUCCGCCCUCUCUGUCAUCCGGGAUGGACAGGUGUUAACAGGAGAUCUUGGUGGAAAGUCAACAUGUUCACAGUUUACCGAUGAAAUAUGUCGUCGAGUGCAGGAAGCAGACUGAGUGGAUAUUGCUUUUGUAACCUGACAGAAUAUUUCAAUUUUAGGUCGUGUUCACUUUUGUUGAUGUUGUUAAUCUGUUAUUUAGUGCUGUUUUUAUUCAAUUUUUAUUGGAAAUAAAUGGAAGAUGUUUUCCCAUGUCCAAAUUUUAACUGAUGAGUAAUGACAGUUUUGUUUAUGAACAAAUUAUUCUGAGAUGUGUACUUGAAUCUCUUUUAAUGUGUUCAAGGAAUUAUCUUUUUAUACUGAAUGAUAUUCUAUGAAAUGUCAUUGAUGAAUGAAUCACAACCAUCGUAAAUAAAUAUAUAUUAAGGAAAGGGAAUGGUCGACAAUGAAACAAUGUUGAACUGAUUGUUAAGUUUUUGUGAAUUAUUUGAUUGCAAGGAAUUCGUUAAUCAUUUGGGUGAUACUUGUUACUUGGAAUAACAUGAACAUCAUUUGAAAUAUGGCAUUUGGACGCCAUUGCACCUUGAUGCCUGUGAGUCACCUUGAUCGUAUAUAUUAUCAUGUGAUGAAAAACAAUCAAUUUCAAAUAACCAGGUGAAAAAUUUUAAGAUGAAAAAAAUUAUGGGUCGAGUGAUGUAUAUACAGAUAAGAGUGUACGUAAAGAUGUUCUCCUGUAACCAUAAAUGCAAACAAAUUAAACUGCAAAAGUAACAAAAUUUGAAUAGCUUCGAAAUCAUAUAUAUGAAAGGAAUGUAAUGUUCAUCUGUUCAUUAAAUAUUAAUCUCAGAUGGUUUUCAAUGAAAAUAAAAGUCACAAUUAUGGAUAUAGAUGAGAAAUAGUGCAAUAUUACAUCACACUGAUUAUGGUUAUAAAAGCUUACUGAUGUAUGUUAGUUAAUAUGAAUUUAUAUAUGUAUAGAUUUCAAUGUUUCUGAUUCUGUUUCUUGACAGUUGUGAUGGAAAACAACUAGAGUGCUAAACAUCUGCAUCAAUAUGUAGGAAAUUGUCUGUCUUGAUUAUUGACAAUAUGUUGGCAAUUGUCUGUCUUGAUAUUAAACAAUAUAUUGGCAAUUGUCUGUCUUGCUAAUAAACAAUAUAUAGGAAAUUGUCCGUCUUGAUAUUAAACAAUAUAUAGGAAAUUGUCUGUCUUGAUUAUAAACAAUAUGUUGGCAAUUGUCUGUCUUGCUAAUAAACAAUAUAUAGGAAAUUGUCUGUCUUGAUAUUAAACAAUAUGUUGGCAAUUGUCUGUCUUGAUUAUAAACAAUAUAUAGAAAAUUGUCUGUCUUGCUAAUAAACAAUAUGUUGGCAAUUGUCUGUCUUGCUUAUAAACAAUAUGUUGGCAAUUGUCUGUCUUGAUAUUAAACAAUAUGUUGGCAAUUGUCUGUCUUGAUAUUAAACAAUAUGUUGGCAAUUGUCUGUCUUGCUAAUAAACAAUAUGUUGGCAAUUGUCUGUCUUGCUAAUAAACAAUAUGUUGGCAAUUUUCUAUCAUCAUAAUAAGCAAUAUGUUUGCAAUUGUCUGUCUUAAUAUCAUACAAGUAUUCUUGGUAAAUGUAUGGAUAUCAGAUAUUUGUGAAAUGUCAUUGUGCCGGACAAGUUAACAAAGUAUUUCAUUUUUGAAGGACGAGGUCUGUAUUAAAAUGAUCUGCAUUAAUUCAGUGCAUUUCCUCAAGUUGGACUAGAUAAGAGCUUUGAAUAUUGCUCCAUCAAAGAGGCGUAUAUUCUAGGCAGAGCCCCAUAUAUCAACUGUUAACAAAUUAAUUGAACAUGUAGAUCUUGCUUUGAUUGGUGACAUGUUUUUUUCCUCUAGAAACAUUGACUUUUGAACUAUUUUGUGUAGCAUAAUGCUGUGUAUUUAGUUAUGUAAAUGUAUGUAUCAAAUAUCGGUGUUUUGUUUUCAGUGGUCACUACAAUAUCUUUAAACUGCAUAAACUUGUCCUAAUCUUGUGUAUUACCACAUGCAUUUAAGUAUAUAAGUUUGGAACUGUAAGAUACUAUUUGAGGAAAAUGGAUGAAAUAAUCCCCCAACUGGGAAAAGUACAGUGCUGUUCUUGCAUUUGCCAUUGAUUUUCGUUUUAAGGUUUAAAAUAGAGUGAUGUUUAGUUUUCUUUAAAUUGUACAUGUUUUAUUUCAUAGACCUUUGAAAACCUAUUUAUGUAAUGUUAUGGGAGGCCAUUUUUAUGUUCUUUAUGUUAUUUAACUUUGAAAUCCUGUUGCAUUUAACUAUUUAUAUUUUUAACAGAGAUUAAAAUACCAUGUGUUUUAGUUACAUGUGUCUCAUUGUAAAAGCUAUUGUUUUAUUACUUCAAAUAUGCAUAUAAAUACAAUGUGCUUAAGUAGUAAGGGUUUUCACCUCUCACUCACAGAUAGUGGAUUCAGUCCUAACCAGGGGUACUUUUUCUCUCAAAAAGGUCUUCAGUACUGGUUUUUGCCCAGGAGACAGACUCAAUAGUGGUUUUAUCAGCUUUUGGCUGUUCUUCACAAUCAAUUUAAAUAUAAACUAAACAGAUCAAAAACAAACAACAUGACAUAAACUAGAUAGAAUUCUGUUCAACAUUGUGCAAUUCUUUUUCACCUAAUUGUUCCAUCUAUGUGUACUAAGCAGUUAAAGUUAUAUAAUCUAAGUGAUCUAUUUGUUAUGUUUGCAACUAAACCAAAUAUGUUUCAAAAUAAAAGUUCAACCAA